Eublepharis macularius is the source of this 2195-nucleotide messenger RNA. RefSeq names its product Sp5 transcription factor (gene SP5). Gene Ontology annotation, biological process: regulation of transcription by RNA polymerase II. NCBI's taxonomy places the organism in Eukaryota, Metazoa, Chordata, Lepidosauria, Squamata, Eublepharidae. The transcript is spliced from 2 exons. The coding region runs from base 159 to 1235 and encodes 358 amino acids. The record is from RefSeq and is a predicted model, not a curated record. Gene Ontology annotation, molecular function: DNA-binding transcription factor activity, RNA polymerase II-specific; RNA polymerase II cis-regulatory region sequence-specific DNA binding.
GUGCCCGGCCUGGCGGCCUGGCUAAGGAGGCGGCGGUGGGGGGUGGGACAGCGCAGAGGGGGAGGACGUGGGAGAAAGGAAGCCGGGCGGCUUCUCGGCAGCGACUCCAUGCCGCGGCAGUGCCCCCGUGGGCUUCCCUCGCUCCGGACGCGGUAGCCAUGGCCGCGGUGGCUGUCCUCCGGAACGAUUCUUUACAAGCCUUUCUCCAGGAUCGCACGCCGAGCGCCUCGCCGGACUUGGCCAAACACUCGCCGCUGGCCCUGCUUGCCGCCACCUGCAGCCGGAUCGGGCAGGCGGGCGCCCCGUCGGACUUCCUGCAGGUCUCCUACGAGCCGCCGCUGGGCUCGCCCUCCAGGAUCUUCCACCCGUGGAGCGCCGAGAUGCCGGCCCACUCGCCUGGCGCGCCGCCCGCCUUGGGGCUGGCCCCGCAGCCGGCCUUCGGGGCAGGCCACGAGCUGCCCCUGACGCCGCCGGCCGACCCCUCCUACCCUUAUGAGUUCUCGCCCGUCAAGAUGCUCCCGCCGCCGCCAGCCAUGGGCGCGCUGCCCUCCGGCUGCCCGCCGCCGCCCUACGUGCCCUACGCCGCCCAGGCCGCCCUGCCGCCGGGCUACUCCAGCCUGCUGCCGCCGCCCGCGCCCCAGGCCUGCCGCCAGCUCUCGCCCGCCACGCCGGCGCCCGACGACCUGCCGUGGUGGAGUAUCCAGCAGGCGGCGCCGGCCUCCCGCUUCGCGCCCGGCGGCCUGCAGCGCGGCCUGGUCUUGGCGCCCUCGGAGCUGGCGCAGUACCAGACGCAGCUGGCCGCCCUGCUGCACCCCAAGGCGCCCCUGGCGGCCGCGGCCAGGAGGUGCCGCCGCUGCCGCUGCCCCAACUGCCAGGCGCCCGACGCCGCGGCCGAGCCGGGCCGCAAGAAGCAGCACGUGUGCCACCUGCCCGGCUGCGGCAAGGUGUACGGCAAGACGUCGCACCUGAAGGCGCACCUGCGCUGGCACACGGGCGAGCGGCCCUUCGUCUGCCACUGGCUCUUCUGCGGCAAGAGCUUCACGCGCUCCGACGAGCUGCAGCGGCACCUGCGCACGCACACCGGCGAGAAGCGCUUCGGCUGCGGCGAGUGCGGCAAGCGCUUCAUGCGCAGCGACCACCUGGCCAAGCACGUCAAGACCCACCAGAACAAGCGCCUCAAGGCCGCCGGCGGCCCGGCCUGCGCCGUCAAGAGGGAGGCGGCCUCGGACCUGUGACCCCGCCACCCCCCCCCCCGGCCUGAGGAUUAGCCGGGCCCUUGGACCCCCGCCUGGAAGCUCUGGGGAAGGAGGCGGGCCUGCGCCUGGCCCUUCCCUGGGAAGCCCCCUCAGCCACACCAGAUACUGACAGGGAUCCCUAUUGGAAAGCCAUUUGGGGAACUGCUGGAAGUGACCUGCACCUGGAGGGGGGCUUAUGGUGGACAGGAUCCCCCUCCAAGGAGCAGACCCAAGACCUCCAUGCCUCCAGGAACCCCAUUGUAUGGAUUUGGGUCUUCGGAGAUUGGCUGUCUGGAGCCCUUGGAACUCUUCCCAUACAAGGAAGCUUUGACUCUGGACAGCUCAUGCCCAGGAAAUCUGGUUGGUCUCUAAGGUGCUGCUGGACAUGGAUCUUGUUGCAGGGAGAUGAUCCUCCCUGCGAUGCAAGUGAAGUGCUCAAGACUCACUCUUUGAAAUUUGAACUCACAGUGGAUUUGGAAGGUGUGCCCAGUGUGGAGCUCUGGGACAAGGAUACUCCCCCCCCCCCUUGGCUCCAACAUCAACCCCAUUCCCAUCAGGAUUCCCCAAAGGAUGAGAACUACAAUGUCAGGGUUCACAGGAAUUGCUUGGGUCGACAGCUGGCCAAAGUCGGCCAGGUUACGGUUUUAAACAGUGUUCCCUGGACUAUGGAGGGUCCGGUGCCUCUCCUUGCUGUUAUGAAUAUUAGAAUAAUUUUUGUCUUUCUUCAGGGGAAAUGGUCAACCUUUUUGUGUACAGCUUAUUUAAUAGCUUUGUUUGAAUUUUAAAAACUCAUUUUUUUUGUCUUUGGCUCCCCAUGGGGGCUACAGCAUGAGUUAUUUCUGUAAAGCAACCUUCAACUGCAGCGGGGAAAAUAAAUACGUUAACACUGGGGUCAUACCAGGAAGAUCCCACUGAGUCGGCUUCAUUUGAUCUUUUCUUCCCCCUGAAGGCCUUACAAAG